This is a messenger RNA of Panicum virgatum (switchgrass), 710 nucleotides long. RefSeq lists its product as uncharacterized. The record is from RefSeq and is a predicted model, not a curated record. Gene Ontology annotation, biological process: mitochondrial respiratory chain complex IV assembly. Gene Ontology annotation, cellular component: mitochondrial inner membrane. The coding region runs from base 185 to 490 and encodes 101 amino acids. The transcript has 3 exons. Lineage: Eukaryota; Viridiplantae; Streptophyta; Magnoliopsida; Poales; Poaceae.
CUCCGUACGGCUCCUCCAGUCUUCCGAUUCCAUUCCCCUCCGCGCCACCGCGCUCACCGCUAUUAAUCCCAACUCCCCUCUCCCCUCUUCUUCCACCGUAGCAGUCUAGCAGAGAUCGCACACGCAAGCGCAAGCACCUGGAUUGGGGAGCUCGGCUCGGUUCGUGACGAAGCUUUCCGGCGAGAUGGCGGAGGAGAAGAGCGCGCUGCAGUCGGCGAGGGAGUGGAUCGUCGACCACAAGCUCCGGGCCGUCGGGACGCUGUGGCUCAGCGGCAUCGUGGGCUCCAUCGCCUACAACUGGUCCAGGCCGGGCAUGAAGACCAGCGUCAAGAUCAUCCAUGCCAGGUUGCAUGCUCAGGCUCUGACACUGGCUGCCUUGGCUGGGUCUGCACUGGUGGAGUACUAUGAUCAUCAGCAAGGAUCAGGAUCAAAGGUUCACCAAUAUGCAAAGCAGUUCCUAUCAUCUGAUGGCAGCUCACAAAAAGAGUAGGCAGUGUGGGUGAGUUAGGCGUUGGUGACAAAUUAGCAGCUGUGAGACAUGGAAUGGAUCGGAUGUUAUUUUCUGAUCAAAUAAUUUGUCUGUAAAAUUCUGUGGCAACUUCUGAAAGCUUUGUCUGCUAAUGGCCGCCCACUUUUAUGUGUAAGCUACUGAACUAGCAUUUCGGAUGUUGCAAUAUGCCGAUAUCAGAUGUUCCCCUGGAUGUCUUGAA